CCGCCACGUCAAGGCCGCGACGUCGCCUCUCCGGGAGAGUCGGUAGAGUGCCUGCGGGUUCCGCUCGAGAGUGUGCGGAGUGGAGGAGGAGAAUGGGGGCCGUGAGAAAUUGCUCGACAAGCGAGAGCGAGCGAGAUCGGUACGGUAGAAAGUCGAGUCGAUUAUGAUCUGGGAUCAUGAUGUCUCGAUUCGCGCUCCUGUUUCGGCGAUCUCUAUCUGGGUACGAUUGUGAUCGUGUCGGAUUGCAAGUUCGCAAGGUUCGAUGCACAUCGCAGACUCGGCAUCUGAGUCAGCAGCGGGCAGGGGAAGAAUGUUGUGGCACGGACGAUUCAAGUCCUGCAACCAGGAAAGUCAGUGUUGCCACUCGAGGUGUCAAUCUUUCCCAUCCCACUUUCGUGGUAUGGGGAGCGAACACGGGCGUAGGCAAGACCCUGCUGUCAGCUGGCUUGUUAGGCUCGAUUCUGUCUUCCCGGAAGGCACGGUCCAGAGAUGUGAUGUAUCUCAAGCCUGUACAAACUGGGUACCCCGCCGAUUCGGAUGCCAGAUUUGUGACCCGGGAGGUCUCGAACAUUUUGAGGAGUAGUCCGCAUGGAAUUCAAAACAAGGUGUACAUAUGCAACCACACAUUGAAGGCCUCUCCAGCAGUUCACUGGGCUGUGAAGUCCAAGGAGGAGACGGGGAUGAAAGAUUUAGGGAGCUACGAAGAACUCAUCCUCGAAGGAAGCCAAAGGCCUAACUUUUACAUGAAUGGUCAUGACAAUCUGGAGGCUGACUCUCAAGGAAGAAGCACAGAGAGUUUUUCAUCAGCAUUGGCCUCGUUGCCCUCUCAGUUAACAUGUAAAACCAUGUUGGCAUGGUUUGAUCCUGUUUCCCCACAUUAUGCAGCUCAGACCGAGAGAACCUUAGUAGACGACUCCUAUGUGAUUCAUAGCAUACAGUCUGCCCUUGAAUCUCACAACAUCGGCUAUAUAAAUGACGGAAGUAGGUGCGAGGCCGGCGAAGAAAGUAGAGCCGAAAAGUGGGUCCUUAUCGAGACUGCCGGUGGAGUCGCCAGUCCUGGACCUUCCGGAACUUUGCAAUGUGAUCUUUACAGACCCUUGAGACUCCCUGCUGUUCUUAUGGGUGAUGGACAUCUAGGAGGUAUAUCCAGCACAAUUUCAGCGUAUGAAAGCCUUCACUCUCGCGGCUAUGAUGUUGGAGCAGUUGUCUUGUCGGACUACGGUUUGGACAAUGAAAAACCUCUUUUGAAGUACUUACAGGGAAGGGUGCCAGUUUUUGUUCUCCCACCAGUACCAGACAUUAGUAAGGGAUUGUCAGACUGGUUUGAUGAAUCUCAAGUGUGUUUUUCUCAAAUUCGAUAUGCAUUGGAGGAAUCUCAUCUGAGAAGAAUACAGAGAUUGCACGAAAUGCCCAGAAAAGCAGAACAAAUACUUUGGUGGCCUUUCACGCAACAUACUAUGGUUCCUACGGGAGAAAUUACCCUUAUCGAUUCCAGAUGUGGUGAAAAUUUCUCAGUGUUCAAGAGCACUGACGGAGAUAGAUUGGAAUCACAGUUCGAUGCUUGUGCAAGUUGGUGGACUCAAGGACCUGACAUGCAUCUGCAGCCAGAACUCGCCAGAGAAGCGGCUUAUGCAGCUGGGCGAUAUGGGCAUGUUAUGUUCCCAGAAAAUGUACACGAACCUGCGCUGCGUUGCGCCGAACUUCUCCUUGAAGGAGUGGGCCAAGGGUGGGCAAGGAGGGUAUUUUUUUCCGAUACUGGAUCAGCAGCUAUCGAGAUCGCCCUGAAGAUGGCCUUCAGGAAGUUUGUGAAGGAUCAUGCGAGUUUCUUCAGUGCGGAUACAUCUUGGAAGUCUGUUGAGAGCCAACCUUCCCUAAAGGUUCUGGCACUAAGCGGCUCAUAUCAUGGCGAUACUUUGGGGGCUAUGGAGGCACAGGCGCCUAAUCCCUACACGGGAUUUCUUCAGCAGCCUUGGUAUUCUGGCAGAGGAUUGUUUCUGGAUUCCCCAAAAGUGUACAUGCAGAUGGGUCAAUGGCAGUUGGAUAUUCCAGACUCUUUGUUAAAGGACAAUGCCGUCAAAGUGAAACAUGCAGAUACGGUUUUCGAUUCUCGAGACGACGUGUUCAGUGCGACUAGAGAUCAGACAAAUUUGGCCGAGACUUAUCGCGCAUACGUUGAUAAUCAACUUUCUGUUCACAAGGCUAAGGAGGUCAAAAACGUAAUCGCUGCUCUGAUUAUAGAACCUGUCAUUCACGGUGCAGGGGGUAUGGAAAUGGUGGAUCCUCUUUUCCAGCGCGUUCUUGUCUCGGUCUGUAGGAAUCGAAACGUACCUGUGAUUUUUGACGAAAUUUUUGCUGGAUGCUGGCGCUUUGGUGUUCAGUCUACCUCAGAGCUUUUGAACUGCUACCCUGACAUUGCCUGCUACGCCAAGCUUCUAACUGGAGGUACUGUUCCGCUGGCGGUCACGCUUGCGACGGAAGAUGUAUUUGAAUCGUUCAAGGGCCUGUCCAAGCUUGAUGCACUACUACAUGGUCACUCUUACACUGCCCAUGCAAUGGGCUGUGCAACAGCAGUGGCAGCUCUACAAUACUUCAAGGAUCCUUCCAAGAAUACGAACCUUCUACCCAGUGGUCGCCUUCUCGAAUUAUGGGAGCCAGAGCUUGUUGCUGCUAUAUCAUGCCAUCGUUCUGUAAAAAGAGUAACUACGAUCGGAACUCUUUUCGCUUGUGAACUUCAGGACAAAGACUCAGGGUAUGCUUCAACGUCAACAAAAGGGUUGAUUCAAAGCUUGCGAGCAAACGGCAUAUUCGCUCGCCCUUUGGGAAAUGUUGUCUAUUUUUUGUGCGGACCAUUGACUGCACCAGCCUCUUGUAAAAUAUUAUUGCAAGUGCUGGAGAGCCACCUAAGCCGGGAAAUGGAGCAGAUAAAGAAUUAGUUACGAGGAUAUGAGUUCGCGUGUACGCAGGUUUAGACGCAAGCUCAUACGGUCAGUCUGAUCACUCUCUUUGGGAUGCAUUUGUUACAGUCCCAGAACGGUAGUCUUUAUGAAUAGGGGUCCUCCUUUUACCACGGUAUAUGUAUCAGGAUUUCACGGAAUACCUGUUUUAUACACAAUUUUGACCUCGACACAGAACUAGAUUGAAGAGAGCGUUGAUCGAUACAAGUUGGGCCACCAAUUGCAACUAAAAUAUCCAAGGAGACCCGAAGGUAGGUAAAAAUUUCCGAUAAGCGAAAUUAUCGUGACCCGUAUCGGGCACCACUAUCCCUUGGGUCCAUCAAUGUUGGACGUAGGACUGGUUGUGGUCCUAUGAUAGAAAUUGUAGAAGCGACUAGGGCUGGCACGAUUGCAGAGCCGCCGUAUAUAUUUUUCCUUGUUACAUUGUUGAAGUUUAAUUGGAAGCGGACUGGAAUAUGAGUUUCUAAGAUUAGGAUGUUUCCACCUGACCGCUCAAUUUGUGGACAAUGGGUAUUUUUCCCAGUCCAGUUACGAAAAAAAAAGCAUCAACUACGA
Molecule: messenger RNA, 3509 nt
Organism: Marchantia polymorpha subsp. ruderalis
Lineage: Eukaryota; Viridiplantae; Streptophyta; Marchantiopsida; Marchantiales; Marchantiaceae
Source: the annotation of a GenBank genome assembly